Emiliania huxleyi CCMP1516 is the source of this 912-nucleotide messenger RNA. RefSeq lists its product as hypothetical. The record is from RefSeq and is a predicted model, not a curated record. The coding region runs from base 1 to 912 and encodes 303 amino acids. Lineage: Eukaryota; Haptophyta; Isochrysidales; Noelaerhabdaceae. The transcript is spliced from 3 exons.
AUGAAUGUCCUCACCGCGGCGGCCUCUCUGGCCUGUGCCUCCCCUCCCAACCAGAUCAGGGAGGAGGAGGGGGGCGAGGAGGAGGAGGGGGUGCUGUGCGCGAUUUGCCAUGGCAACAUCGCGCCGCUGGAAGUCGCGCUUGUGCAAGGAUGCGACCACCCCUUCUGCUGCGGCUGCAUCCUCAACUGGGCGCUGCAGAAGCCAAAGUGCCCGCUCUGCCAGGUCGGCUUCUCGCACCUGUGGAUGUACAAGCAGCUGGACGGGUCGUACAACGACUAUUUGCGCGAGGAGUCCCUCUCCCUGCUGCACCGCGCCGUCUGGUUCCGCAAGGCCGUGUCGAGCGAGUACUCCCCCCAGCCGGUGGACGACGAGGACGAGUACCACGAGUUUCUGCAGUACGAGUUUAGCGGCCGGCGCGACGAGGAGGAGGAGCAGAUGUACUACCUCGAGAUGCAGGAGCGGGCCGCGCUCGGCAGGCAGAGCCGGCGCGCCAUCGGCAACCGAAUGUUUGGCUCGGGCGGGGUGGUGCAAGGGGGGCGGCUCAAGGCGCGACCGCUGCCCGUCACCCCUAAGUUUACCUCCAAGAAAGGCGCGCCCCUCGAGAGGGCGGCGGCGCUGCAUCGGCGCGCAAGGACUCACCCGCGGUCCCGGUUCCGCCAUCUAGGCUUCCGCCUCGAGGGCGGCGGCGGAGAGAGCAGCGGCGGGGGCGGUAGCAGCGGGGGCGGCGGCAGCAGUGGCGGAGGCAGCAGCGGGGUCGGCGGGGGCGGCGGCCGCAGUGAGCCAGCCACACCGCGGGUUUCGCGCGCGGCGGAGGCAAAGGCGGCCAAGACUGCACAGCGCGAGGCGAUGAAGGAGCGGCGACGAGAGAUGGCGUGCGCAGCAACGACCCCGCGCAAGACGCCCUCUUUGUGA